Molecule: messenger RNA, 1016 nt
Organism: Lentinula edodes (shiitake mushroom)
Lineage: Eukaryota; Fungi; Basidiomycota; Agaricomycetes; Agaricales; Omphalotaceae
Exons: 1
Coding region: 289-957 (222 amino acids)
Source: RefSeq, a predicted model, not a curated record
ACAGCAGAAUAUCGCAGACGAGAUGAUCUCUUUUGCCAAAAUUCCGGGUAUCCUCAACUCGGAUGAUAUCAUCUCAUAUGCGAUUUCGUACCGCCAGCAACCCAGGGAGGCAGUCUCAGUCCUAGGAGUCGUUCCAUCCACUCUCUAUUGCAUGAUUCCACCUGUGAAUCCUGAGUUGAGUAAUAUUGAGAACGUGCAGCCUGCAGGCGUAAACCCAGGACUCUUUGGUAGUCCUAGUGUGCCCGUAGUGCCGUUUGGAUCUGGUAUGUCUUCCCUCAAAAUAAAAGGAUGGAUUUGAUGACCGGACGGACGAUGCUUAUAGAUGGCACUUGCCCAUACGGCUCCACCCCAGAUGUUAGCAUAUGUGCUUGCGCAACCAUCAAUGGAACCACUGGAGCUUCCAGCGUUCCCAUUCCAGUUCCAGCAAAUACCACCAACUCGACCUUAACCGGUGCCAAUUCCACUUUGACCGGAAGUGAUCUGACGAACGGUACCGGAGUAAACGCCACCUCUACUUCGACCAGCAGUGCCGCAACGUUGAAUGGCACGGAUACCACCAACUCUCCUUUGACAGGCAGCGGUUCGACUGGCACGGACUCCACUUUGACUGGCAGCGAUUCGACAAAUGGCACGGAUAUCACGAACUCCACUUUGACCGGCAGCGGUUCGACAAAUGGCACGGAUACCACCAACUCUACUUUGACCGGCAGCGAUUCGACAAAUAGCACAGAUAGUGCCGACAGUUCGACACUUACCUUCAGUAGUUCAGGAGCUACUAGCACAGGGAUCAGUGCCACUGUUAGCAUAGAUACCGCCACAGCUAGUGCUACUGCGACGUUGAUUACUAGCACUGACAGCACUGACGCGAGCAUUACCUCCACCGCAAGUGCAAAUGCGUCCACGGGAACAUCGGGAGUAACUUUCGAUGGCAAUAUUCACGAUCCAGCUGGACGUUAGAGAUAAGAUAGUCAUAUACUUGUUGUAAUGUUUUGAGAGUAAUGAAGACUGUUGUCGAG